Molecule: messenger RNA, 1387 nt
Organism: Colius striatus (speckled mousebird)
Lineage: Eukaryota; Metazoa; Chordata; Aves; Coliiformes; Coliidae
Gene: HHLA1
Product: HHLA1 neighbor of OC90
Source: RefSeq, a predicted model, not a curated record
CUUUAGAUGGUGAAAGUUAAUGAAGAGCAGUCAAACCCGCUGGAAGUCAGAGUCCAUAAUGCAGUGGUUCUGCUGGCAUGUGGCAGCAAAGAUGAGUCUGGGAUUUCUGUGUCUGUUUCUGAUUCUCAGCACAGCUUCAUGCAUAAGAAGAGAAAAUAAGAAAGAGAAGAAAGUGGCAGUGCUGGCUACUGCAGAGCUGCCUGCUAAGUCUGUGGAUCUGGCUGCUAUGAACCUGACAGAACUGGUGAACAGCAUGCUGAACACCACACUCAGAGGUACCAAAAACCUCUUCUCUUUGCUGAGCAUCACAUCCUACAGCUCAUUUGCCUUCCACAAAGUGUCAGUCACCAUUUAUAACAUUUCUAACGUGAAAAAUGUUGACCCUGGCAAGUUUCCCAUGCAUUACUGCUAUUGUUUGAACAAUGUGACAAACGACUUGACAGAUUUCACAGCUUUACUUGUCGAUAUUAUUGGCAACUCCACCAGUUAUCUCACAGAAAUUUUCAAAUCCACUUCAAUUCUCUCAGUGCAUCAGAGCAAUGAUUCAGACUGUAUCUACAUCUGUGUGAUGACAGGCCAGACAGGGAGAAAUCUGUCUGACUUUUGGGAAAUGCUGGAGAAGUCUCCUGUUAUUAAUUAUACAUUUUCCAGUAAUACAUCUUCUGACAUGGGCCCAGAUUCCAUUUUAUCAGGUUUCAUGAAAUUACAGGAAACAAAUAAAACAGUGGAUCCAUCAGCAGAACAUGUAUGGACAUUCAUAACUACCAAGAUCCCUCUUGCCCAGAAAGGGAACGAAAUCCCCACAACAAGAUUCCCACCGUGGACAAAGACAGUGGGAGUCAAAGGACUGGGAUUUCCAUCACCACACCUGGGUGAUUCCAGACCACGAGGCACAGCUGGACCUGCUCUGACUGCUGUGGGGAGCUGGGCGCCCUCACCAGCCCUGCAGCCCAGCCCCACUGACAUGUACACAUUUUGGAUGCAGACAGCAUCUCCUCAAGAAACCAGUAAGCUGAUGCAAACAGAGCCAGAUUUGCCUUCCUCAGUACUGUCUACGCCACCCUUCAGGCCCGGUGUGACGCUGAAGCUUUACUCAGCUACCAGGUGCCCACAGGCAAUCUUCAAAGAGCUGCGUGUUACCUCUCCUCCCAUCACGUUCAUAGUGCAAAAGAUCAACCCCUGUGUGAUGGAGCUGUGUAGAUUCUUUCAGCUGUGUCUCUGUGUUGGUCAGAGAAGAUAUUCCAGAAAAGAAGCCAUGAGGUACUGUGUUGAAUAUUAUUCCUGGUUCUUGAAAAAUGCAACUUAUGUCUGUGAAAGAGUCAAAAGAGUUGCUUACUCUCACACAUUAAAACAAAAAUGCCUUAAAAACAUCUGUAUGGUGGUCUAG